CGGCGUCAGUGCCACGCGUGACGGCGUCAUGGUGGCGGCGAUGAUGCCGGCGCUCUUGGUGACGGUGGCGACGUUGCUUUCGGCAGCUCUGGCGGCGGACGUGACGAACAUGGACGCGUGGCCGUCGCUGCAGGUGAUCGAGCCGUUUGACGCGGUGCACAACGCUGGCGUGCACCAUAACCGGUCACGGCGCCAGCUCGAUGACGGACUCAGCUUGGCAAUACCGAGCGGCGCCAUCAUCAGCCUGGCGCCCCGCUUCGGCUGGCUGCUGUACCAGGGCGAGGAGGAGGAGGAAGAAUUGGACCUGGUCUUCGAGUCAGAGUUCCUGUACCGCUUUCCCCACGAGGAGGAGGAGGAGGAGGAGGAGGAGUCCCACUCGGAACCGGCGUCGCACGAGAGGCGCGGCUGGGGCCGGUCGCCGUGGAGGCCGACCGGGGACAUCAUCAACGCCAUCGACCAGCCGACCGGCUUCCUGCUGCACCGCAACAAGCGGAUGGUGCGGGACAAGAAGAUGGUGUACAGCGGACUGGAGAACGUCUUCUCCAUCUUGGGUCUGGACGGCCGCGCCUGUCUGCUGCGGGCCAUCUGUGAAGUCAGCGCCACUCCUCUGGUGUACGACGGUAUCGUGGGAGAGCUGCUCAACAUCGCGCUGGUGCCCCGACACACGAACGGCCACCACGAGGAUCUGACGCGCUACCUGGAGGCCGAAGAACACGGCAAGCUGGACAGCGACUGUAGCGCCGUCUAUCCAGCCUGCCCGGUCUCCCUCUUCCAGAAGGUGGCGCCAGGAUCGAUGCACUUCGAAUAGGCGACGCCAGCGAUGCCGCCAUAGAUUCGUUUUAGUCCAGCGUGCAAUGAUCACGCACCAGGGGCGUAGUUUCGCAAAAUGAGUUUGGCGAGAGGGCAAACACUGGAAAACGACUGCACCUGCCCCAAAAUAGGCAACACACGGAUUUUUCCCGGAUUUGGCCCACUUUCUUGUCAACGUUGAACAGGGGGGGGGGGGGG
Pollicipes pollicipes is the source of this 1008-nucleotide messenger RNA. RefSeq lists its product as uncharacterized. NCBI's taxonomy places the organism in Eukaryota, Metazoa, Arthropoda, Thecostraca, Pollicipedomorpha, Pollicipedidae. The transcript has 5 exons. The coding region runs from base 29 to 808 and encodes 259 amino acids. The record is from RefSeq and is a predicted model, not a curated record.